Cydia fagiglandana is the source of this 3739-nucleotide messenger RNA. Its product is annotated as zonadhesin-like. Bases 1 to 3702 code for a protein of 1233 amino acids. The record is from RefSeq and is a predicted model, not a curated record. NCBI's taxonomy places the organism in Eukaryota, Metazoa, Arthropoda, Insecta, Lepidoptera, Tortricidae. The transcript has 21 exons.
AUGCUAGGCUUGAAGCCACUCUGGAUUGAGGUAGAGAAAAGAGCCACCGAACAGUGGUACAGAAUGAAAGCAUGCAACGAAUGGAGAGGAAGCUGCGUAGGCAAGAGACACGCGCUGAUACAAAGAGAGGCACUAUCAAAACUUGAAAUGUUGAUGGCCAAUAAUGACGUUAUAAAGAGGCAGGAGAUAUUUGACAAGAAAUAUAGAAUACACAUAGGAGACAAAGAUAACUGGAAGGUGGAAGUCGGACACCCGACGACCAUCUGCUUCACGGAUGGCUCAAGAAGAAGCUCGAUGAAACUAGCAGGAGCGGGCAUAGUGAUCCUCAAACUGGGAGAGCAUCAGUACCACUGGGUAGAUAUGCUUGCGUGUUCCAAGCCGAGAGGCAACUACAUCGGUACCAAUAACAAAGCCAGGACCGACGACGGAACGAAGCUGCGGUUGCGGUGGAGGGCGCUCAAGUGCUCCGAGCUCGGUUUCCCGCUGAAUUGCGACAAUAAAUGUGAGCCAGGCUGCAAGUGCAAGGAUGGCUAUGUUUGGAACGACAAGGGUGUUUGUAUCCCUGUAAAGACCUGUCCAUCAUGUGGUGGAGACAAAAACGCCGAGUCUGGAUGUGGCACUAACUGUAACAAAACGUGCGCUUCUCUAGGACAAAAACCUCCUAUCGGUUGUCCAAAGAUUUGUUAUCCCAACAGUUGCGAUUGCAGGGAUGGAUUUUAUUAUGAUCCUAAGCAGAAAAAAUGCGUAAAGAAAGAGGACUGCACGCCAACCUGCAAAAAGAACGAAAUAUAUUCCUCUUGCAUAAAGGGAGGGUGUGGACCUAAAAACUGCAGUCAGAUAAACCAGCCAAAAAUCUGUGUAGAUCCAUUAAUUUGUAAAAAGGGAUGCAUUUGUAAGGAACGUUACUUGAGAGCCGGCAAUGGAACUUGUAUACCAAAGGACCAGUGCCUACAAAAGUGUCCUGGACAGAACGAGUACUACGAGAAAUGCAUUAAUAAUUGCGGAAGCCAGAACUGCUCCGACAGAGGCAAGAUCUACCACUGCCCCAACAUAGUGCCGGGAAAGUGUGACUCACGCGGGUGUCGUUGCAAGCCUGGUUACCUAAGGGAUGCUAAAGGAGUUUGCGUUUUAGAAAAAGACUGCCCCACGCCUGACUGCCCCUAUGGGGAAGUUUGGAAUCCGUGCCCCACCGUCCCGUGCGAAGGGGACAACUGUGCCAAAACCAAAGACUCGCCGCAAAGUUGUCCGACCGGAAUAGUGUGCAGUCCGGCAAGAUGCGUGUGCGGCUACAACAGGAAAAGAGCUAAGAAUGGCACUUGUGUCCUAAUAACUGACUGUCCACCGUUUAAAUGCGGUAAAAACGAAACGUACGUAGCUUGCUCAUCAAACUGCCCAGGGGAGAAUUGUAGUGACUACAUCAACCAAACGAAAUGUCCAAAAUACAGGAUCGGCAUUGUAGUAAAUUGCAAACCAGCGUGCAAAUGUAAGAAGGGCUACUACAGGGACAAGAAAGGAAACUGCAUUCUGGCUUGUGAUUGUACUAAACCCCCGCCAAAAUGCGGCAAGAACGAGGUAUACGACGACUGCUCUUCCACGAGUUGUAAGCCGACACUUUGCUCCCAGCUCGGUUACCCGUUGAAAUGUGAUAAGGAAUGCAAGCCGGGAUGCAAGUGCAAGGAUGGCUAUGUUCACAACGACAAGGGUGUUUGUAUCCCUAUAAAGAACUGUCCAUCAUGUGGUGGAGACAAAAACGCCGUGUCGGGAUGUGGCACUAACUGUGGCAAAACAUGUGCUUCGCUUGGUCAAAAACCUCCUAUAGUUUGUCCAAAGAUUUGUAAACUCAACAGUUGCGAUUGCAGGGAUGGAUUCUAUUAUGAUCCUAACCAGAAGAAAUGCGUUAAGAAAGAGGACUGCACGCCAACCUGCAAAGUGAACGAAAUAUAUUCGACUUGCAUAAAUGGCGGAUGUGGCCAUAAAAACUGCAGUCAAAUUAACAAGCCAAUAGCCUGCGUACAUCCAAAAAUAUGUAAAAAGGGAUGCAUUUGUAAGGAGGGUUACUUGAGAGCCGACAAUGGGACUUGUAUACCAAAGGACCAGUGCCCAAGUAAGCAUGACGCAGAGGAACCCCCGCCGAAAUGCGGCAAGAACGAGGUAUACGACAACUGCUCUUCCACGAGUUGUAAGCCGACACUUUGCUCCCAGCUCGGUUACCCGUUGAAAUGUGAUAAGAAAUGCAAGCCGGGAUGCAAGUGCAAGGAUGGCUAUGUUCGCAACGACAAGGGUGUUUGUAUCCCUAUAAAGAACUGUCCAUCAUGUGGUGGCGACAAAAACGCCGUGUCGGGAUGUGGCACUAACUGUGGCAAAACAUGCGCUUUGCUUGGCCAAAAACCUCCUUUCGUUUGUCCAAAAAUUUGUAAGCUCAACAGUUGCGAUUGCAGGGAUGGAUUCUAUUAUGAUCCUAACCAGAAAAAAUGCGUUAAGAAAGAGGACUGCACGCCAACCUGCAAAGUGAACGAAAUAUAUUCGAAUUGCAUAAAUGGCGGCUGUGGCCCUAAAAACUGCAGUCAAAUUAACAAGCCAAUAGCCUGCGCACAUCCAAAAAUUUGUAAAAAGGGAUGCAUUUGUAAGAAGGGUUACUUGAGAGCCAUCAAUGGAACUUGCAUACCAAAGGACCAGUGCCCACAACCCCCGCCGAAAUGCGGCAAGAACGAGGUAUACGACAACUGCUCUUCCACGAGUUGUAAGCCGACACUUUGCUCCCAGCUCGGUUACCCGUUGAAAUGUGAUAAGAAAUGCAAGCCGGGAUGCAAGUGCAAGGAUGGCUAUGUUCGCAACGACAAGGGUGUUUGUAUCCCUAUAAAGAACUGUCCAUCAUGUGGUGGAGACAAAAACGCCGUGUCGGGAUGUGGCACUAACUGUGGCAAAACAUGCGCUUCGCUUGGCCAAAAACCUCCUAUCGUUUGUCCAUUGAUUUGUAAGCUCAACAGUUGCGAUUGCAGGGAUGGAUUCUAUUAUGAUCCUAACCAGAAAAAAUGCGUUAAGAAAGAGGACUGCACACGUACCUGCAAAGAGAACGAAAUAUAUUCCACUUGCAUAAAUGGCGGAUGUUACCCUAGAAGCUGCAGUGAGAUAAACCAAUCAUCAGCCUGCGUAGAGCCAGAAAUUUGUAAAAAGGGAUGCAUUUGUAAGAAGGGUUACUUGAGAGCCGACAAUGGAACUUGUAUACCAAAGGACCAGUGCCCACCCUCGCCUGACUGCCCCUAUGGGGAAAAAUGGGAUAAGUGCCCCACCGUCCCAUGCGAAGGGGACAAAUGUCCCAAAACCAAAGACUCGCCACAAAAUUGUCCGACCGGAAUAGUGUGCAGUCCGCCAAGAUGCGUGUGCGGCUACAACAGGAAAAGAGCCGAGAAUGGCUCUUGUAUCCUUAUAACUGAUUGUCCACCGUUCAAAUGCGGUAAGAACGAAAUGUACGUAGCUUGCUCAUCAAACUGCCCAGGGGAGAAAUGUAGCGAUUACAUCAACCAGACGAAAUGUCCACCUUUCAAGAUCGGCAUUAUCGUAAAUUGCAAACCGGCGUGCAAAUGUAAGAAGGGCUACUACAGGGACGUAAAAGGAAACUGCAUUCUGGCUUGUGACUGUCCCGUCAGUACCACGACGACGCCGAAGCCUACUCGUCCCCCCUGUGGCUGCGAGUACGAGUAGUAUAUAGUAUCGCCGUGCCCUCACCGCAUUCAGGCCA